AUGCUCCUCAAAUCCGUCGCCACCACACAGUUUAUCUUCGCUGUCUUCUCUUCUUCUUCCCUUACCGGCGUCUGCGUUGAGAUUUCAUCGAUUUCAAUCUCUCCGAAGGGGAAGACAAAAUGAUUGAUCAGCCUCAGUACCCAACUAUCAUGCAGAAGGUGGCUGGCCAUCUGCAUCAUUCCCAGAACAUUCAGGCUUUUGAUGGCAGAUUCCAACAGCCUACCUUGUAUCAGAGACACUCUGCAUAUGGGAAUUACACCAAUGCCACAUUGCAGUACCCCAUGUGCGGAGCUACUUUUGAUCCAUUGAUGGUUGGGUCAAAUGUCUCCCCUGUUUUUGUCCCAGCCCCCAAAGAGAAAGGCCUUGCCGGUUUUGCCAUUGAUUUCCUUAUGGGUGGAGUCUCUGCUGCUGUAUCCAAAACAGCUGCUGCUCCAAUUGAGCGUGUGAAGCUUUUGAUCCAGAACCAGGAUGAGAUGAUCAAGACUGGUAGGCUCUCUGAACCUUACAAGGGCAUUGGUGAGUGUUUUAGCCGGACAAUAAAGGAUGAAGGGUUUAUGUCACUGUGGAGAGGAAACACUGCUAAUGUCAUCCGUUACUUCCCCACUCAGGCCUUGAACUUUGCAUUCAAGGAUUACUUCAAGAGGCUUUUCAAUUUCAAGAAAGACAGGGAUGGUUACUGGAAAUGGUUUGCUGGAAACUUGGCGUCAGGAGGUGCUGCUGGUGCUUCGUCCCUUCUAUUUGUUUACUCGCUGGACUAUGCCCGAACCCGUCUAGCAAAUGAUGCAAAGGCUGCAAAGAAGGGAGGAGAGAGACAAUUCAAUGGCUUGGUUGAUGUCUACAGGAAGACCCUGAAGUCUGAUGGUAUUGCUGGGCUUUACCGUGGAUUCAAUAUUUCAUGUGUUGGGAUCAUUGUUUACCGUGGUCUCUACUUUGGAAUGUAUGAUUCUCUGAAGCCAGUGGUCCUUACUGGAAGUUUGCAGGAUAGUUUCUUUGCUAGCUUUGCCCUCGGUUGGCUGAUCACAAAUGGUGCUGGCCUUGCAUCCUACCCAAUUGACACGGUUCGUAGAAGAAUGAUGAUGACCUCCGGUGAAGCUGUCAAAUACAAGAGCUCCUUUGACGCCUUUGCUCAAAUCCUGAAGAAUGAGGGUGCCAAGUCUCUCUUCAAGGGUGCUGGUGCUAACAUUCUCCGUGCAGUUGCUGGCGCUGGUGUGCUUGCUGGUUAUGACAAGUUGCAGGUGAUCGUGUUCGGAAAGAAGUAUGGAUCUGGUGGCGCUUAAUUAUCAGUUUUCUCCCCUCAUUUCCCCUUUAGCUCUAGGUAUGGUGAUGAAAAAUCUUUGAGUUCUAUCAGAGAAGUUAUCCCGGCGAAUUUUUUCCCUUGGAAUAAUUCAGUUUUUGCAGGGAGUUACUCCCCGAACUCGUUUUGCUUUUUCAGAUGAUUUUUUUGAUCCCAUAAAAAAACUGAUUCAUUAGAGUGGUUCAAACGCCAAUACCACUCCCUGGAAUUUCAGUCAUAUGACUUGAGGAUUUUAUUCCAUGUCCUUCUAUACUCUUUAGCAUUGCAAUGAGAUAAUUUAUGCUGGAAUUUGAUCCCUUUCCACAACUCUAGUGGUGGAAUAAUAAGGAAUUUGCCUUUGAUGAUUUUCCAA
This is a messenger RNA of Vitis riparia (riverbank grape), 1646 nucleotides long. RefSeq names its product ADP,ATP carrier protein 1, mitochondrial-like. Gene Ontology annotation, molecular function: ATP:ADP antiporter activity. NCBI's taxonomy places the organism in Eukaryota, Viridiplantae, Streptophyta, Magnoliopsida, Vitales, Vitaceae. The transcript has 4 exons. Gene Ontology annotation, biological process: mitochondrial ATP transmembrane transport; mitochondrial ADP transmembrane transport. Gene Ontology annotation, cellular component: mitochondrial inner membrane. Bases 120 to 1277 code for a protein of 385 amino acids. The record is from RefSeq and is a predicted model, not a curated record.